Limulus polyphemus (Atlantic horseshoe crab) is the source of this 1053-nucleotide messenger RNA. RefSeq names its product homeobox protein Nkx-2.1-like. Bases 1 to 1053 code for a protein of 350 amino acids. Gene Ontology annotation, cellular component: nucleus. Lineage: Eukaryota; Metazoa; Arthropoda; Merostomata; Xiphosura; Limulidae. The transcript has 2 exons. Gene Ontology annotation, biological process: regulation of transcription by RNA polymerase II; cell differentiation. The record is from RefSeq and is a predicted model, not a curated record. Gene Ontology annotation, molecular function: RNA polymerase II cis-regulatory region sequence-specific DNA binding; DNA-binding transcription factor activity, RNA polymerase II-specific.
AUGUCACUGAGCCCUAAACGCUCAACUUCGUUUUUUGUGACCGACAUCCUGUGUCCACUCGAAGAGGGCUACAAGAAAGUCGCCGCUACUGUCGACGCGAUUGGAUUUCCUACAACAUUAACCUUCGCAACAUCAGUCUCAUACCGUAACCACCAGCCUCAAGAAAGCAUGAAUGUGCCCGUGACCAAUCCCUAUAUGGUUCCUCAACUGUCCCAUCCCAACUCCUUCACGACCCAAUAUUGUAAUGGUGCCGACUUCUCGCACUACGGUGAUCACGUGCGUCAAACCGCGACUGGAUGGUACGGAGCGCCCCCAGACCCGCGCUUCGCAAUUUCUCGUUUGAUGGGCUCGUCUCCCGGAAUGCCCAUGUCCAACAUGAACAUGCCGACCUUCGGUACUUGUAGUGUAGCUACAGCAGCCGAGAACAAGGCAGUGGUUUCAGGGGUCCAGUUUCCACUGACGCAACGCCGUAAGCGGCGAGUCUUAUUUACCCAAGCACAGGUGUACGAGUUAGAACGACGGUUCAAGCAGCAGAAAUAUCUGUCGGCCCCUGAAAGAGAACAUCUGGCCGGUAUGAUCCAUCUUACCCCCAAUCAGGUGAAAAUAUGGUUUCAAAACCACCGCUACAAGUGUAAAAGACAGGCUAAAGAGAAGGCCAUGGCUGAGCAGCAAACUCAACAGUCUCACCAGCAUUCGCCAAGAAAAGUCGCCAUACCCGUGCUGGUUAAGGACGGCAAGCCUUGUUCUACCAGUUCGGGAGACCACGACGGGACUUCUACCAACGGUAGUAAUGCCAAUGCUACCACAGAGCUUCAGUUAUCUCAGCCACACCAAAUACGGACCACCCUUCAAGGUUCAUCGUACCUCGGCGAUUUGUGUCCCACAAAUAUCGCAGUUGGCCGCUCUCACUUGAUACCACAGCCCGCAGAGACUAAUCCUAGCCCUGGUCUCACCUCUCAUAACAGUUUAGAUGGCUACGGUUCGCACAAUGGGCUAGUGUCGAGCAGUGGUGCCUGUCCCACGUACCUCCAAAUACAGGGUAGAACGUGGUAA